AAGACGUAUGAUUAGAAAGCAACGUGCUGUGUCGGCGUAGAUAUAUCAACAUGACCGGUAUAUUACAAAUUUGUGGCCUAGUUUUGAUACUAACCUCUGUAAAUGGAAACCCAUUGACACGAGGUCAAACGUGUGCGGAUAAAAUAAGCAAUUGCGUUGCUUACGGAAACAACGUCUGCACUCAGUUCCGACAGUGGGCAACAGACAACUGCAAAAAGUUUUGUAACAUCUGCCAUGGUUCUGCGAGCACCACACCUAACCAGGGAGGUUGUUCGGACAAGGUGAACAACUGUCACUUGCUGGGAUCGAAUCUGUGCACGGUCUACGUUCAGUUCUCCCAAAUCAACUGCAAGAAAACCUGCAACAUGUGCAACACCGCAAGUUCCAGCUCUAACUGUGAGGACAAGCUGAAGAACUGUGCACUGUACGGACAGUCGUCGUGUGUCGGGCCAUACGAGAGCUGGGCAAAGGCCAACUGCGCUAAAUUCUGCAACAAAUGUUCAAGUGCGGGAACUGGCUCCAUAGUCGGUCACACCGACGUAUGUGUUUACAAGGGGAAGAUCCACAGUCAGGGAGAAACCUGGCAGGAUGGGUGCGACAAGAGCUGCACGUGCGUCAACGGCAAGUCGGGAUACUACACCUGUCAAUCAAAAUGUGCUGUGUACAAGAACUUGCCGCCAUCUUGCACUCUGACCGCUAUGCCUGGCCAGUGUUGCAAAAAACCAAAUUGUCCAACUGGACUAGGAACCAACUUCUGUGUGUACAAAGGUAAGAACUACAAACAGCACCAGACGUGGAAUGACGGCUGCAACUACAAGUGUACUUGUGAAGACGCCAUGAAGGGGUUCUACAAGUGUCGAUCAAGGUGUGUCCAGUGGAACCUGCCUGAUGAGUGUCACCUGCAAGCCCCGGGUCCCGGGCUGUGCUGUAACACCCCAAGCUGUCCGCCGGGCUUCCAUGUCACGUACCCAGCCGGAUAUACCGUCGAGUGAACAAACGGGGAAACAAGCACAUGGCGCUCAUUCUGUCUCGUGUCAAACUUAAAACUUGACACGUUCAUUAGUACCGUUUCAGUACUCAUAA
Messenger RNA from Gigantopelta aegis, 1083 nucleotides. RefSeq names its product kielin/chordin-like protein. Gene Ontology annotation, molecular function: protein binding. The record is from RefSeq and is a predicted model, not a curated record. The transcript has 9 exons. Bases 51 to 992 code for a protein of 313 amino acids. Lineage: Eukaryota; Metazoa; Mollusca; Gastropoda; Neomphalida; Peltospiridae.